GGGAAGGGAGGGCACGGGGAGCGGAUUAGCGCUGCGUCGGUGCCCGGUGUCAUUUUUAGACUACACAACAACGCAGAGUGACUGAGGGUAACGUGUACAGGGUAGAGACCGGUUUUGCACCUGCUUGUCCUCCUGGGUCAGUGUCAGCAUCUCUCCGAGCUCUUUCUCCAGCCUCUCCCCAGCGUUCAAACAUGUCUCUGUCCGGCUCGCAGACGCCAGAGGACGGACUCUACGGCUCCUGGGUCGAGCUGGAGGAGCUGAUUGCAGCCGUGAGCCGCAGAGAGAGCCUGACAGGGCCGCAGGACAGCGUUUCCACCGCCCUGCAGGGGGAGCUGGAGAGGAUCCUCCUGGAGGCACAGCUGGAGUGCGAGCGGAGUAGAGACAGUCCUCCACAGGCCACGACUCCACAGUCCACCGGCUCACCAAGACCCACCAGUGAGCACGACAGUGACUGUGUCACUAUACAGGAGGAAGGUGAGCGACGGGUGGACACUGACUGGGUGUGGGAUUGGUCCAGUAGACCUGAAAACAUGCCACCGAAAGAGUUUGUGUUUCAGCACCCAAAGCAGCAGAGCUCCCUCAGUGUCAGAAAGACAGAGGUGAUGAAGAGAGGCAUCUUCUCCUCCGAUGUUCUCCUCAUUCUUGUUCCCUCGCUGCUGGCUUCACACCUUCUCACGCUUGGAGUCGGGAUCUACAUAGGAAAGCGAUUGGCUGCAUCCACCACCAGUACACUGUGACAGCAACUAUACGCCAGUGCCCCUAUUUGCUAACAGUGUGGCCAAUAAGGUCAAAGUCCACCCUCUCUAAUGCACUAAUUUGCCUCCUUUCUUUGUCAUGGGGCUAAAAUAGGACCUUGCCUGUCUGUACCUGUCUCUCUAUCUAUCCAGCAGUACUCUGUCUUUUCUGUCAGCCUCUUUGUUGUCUGUGCAUUUCAUAGGGCCCUGGGAGCAGAUGGCUGCUGACCAGUGAGUCAGACUGAGGUCACUUUUACUCUCCCGCAAAGUAACACUGAUCUCAACCAGCUAAUCGGGAGUGUAAUCAGAGGGGGGGUAGUUUUCCUGACACAAAAGAAGAGAGGGAAAGAGAAUUCUACUCAGCUAGAAUAAUAAAUCCCUUUGAUGGGAGGAGAUGAAAACUGUUUGUUGGGAACGGUGUGUUCCAACAAAAUGAAAAGGAUAAUGUGCGAUACCCAUUCACCCAACCUCUGAAAAAGCAAAAUGUCUGUCAUUUGUCAGAAGUAAUGAUCCUCUGUAAGACUGAGCUGCUUAAAGCGGUUCUUAGCUCUUUCCUUUUUUUUUGGUCGGCCUGAUGGUGAAUCUAAUGUAGGGACUUCUAGUUGGCUGAGUGAAUGUAGGAGAGGCUCUGGUUGUGCUUUUUGUCCCGUAAACCCAUUAAAUAUUUGACCUCCGACAAAGGCAAUCACGAUCCCAUUAAACUUCACUCCUCCAAACCUUAA
Messenger RNA from Haplochromis burtoni (Burton's mouthbrooder), 1456 nucleotides. RefSeq lists its product as uncharacterized. The transcript has 6 exons. The coding region runs from base 192 to 737 and encodes 181 amino acids. The record is from RefSeq and is a predicted model, not a curated record. Gene Ontology annotation, biological process: positive regulation of apoptotic process; mitochondrial outer membrane permeabilization. Lineage: Eukaryota; Metazoa; Chordata; Actinopteri; Cichliformes; Cichlidae. Gene Ontology annotation, cellular component: mitochondrial envelope; mitochondrial outer membrane; nucleus.